AUGGUAAACAAAAUUGGAGGGAGAUAUACGGUAACUUUGAUACCUGGCGAUGGAAUAGGAAAGGAAAUAUCGGAAUCAGUGAAAACUAUCUUUAAAUCGCAAAAAGUUCCGGUUGAUUUUGAGCAAAUUGAUGUUACAGGGAAAAUUAAGCCAGAUGAAGAAAAUGAUUUGUUUAAACAGGGUAUUGAGUCACUUAAGAGGAAUAAAAUAGGCUUAAAAGGAAUUUUAUAUACACCUUUGGAUUGUAGUGAUCAUUCUAGUUUUAAUGUUUCACUUAGGAAAGUACAAGAUUUGGAUGUAUAUGCAAAUUUGACAUUGAUUAAGAAUAUACCUGGAUGUAAAACGCCACAUAAUAAUGUGGAUUUUGUUAUUAUUCGUGAAAAUACAGAAGGAGAAUAUUCUGGUUUAGAACAUCAAUCAGUACCAGGUGUUGUUGAAUCGCUUAAAAUAAUUACGCGUAUAAAAUCUGAAAGAAUAUCUCGAUUUGCAUUUGAUUUCGCCUUGAAAAAUAACAGGAAAAAGGUUACUGUUGUUCAUAAGGCUAAUAUUAUGAAAUUGGGUGAUGGAUUAUUUCGUAAGACUUUUUUCGAAAUUGCUAAAGAUUAUCCACAAAUUGAGGCUACUGAUUUAAUUGUUGACAAUGCAAGCAUGCAAGCCGUUAGUAAUCCUCAAAAAUUCGAUGUUCUUGUAACUCCCAAUUUGUAUGGAAGUAUUUUAAGCAAUAUUGGUGCUGCUUUAGUAGGUGGCCCUGGUUUAAUUCCUUCUGCAAAUUAUGGUGAUGAAUAUGCUUUAUUUGAACCUGGCUGUCGCCACGUUGGUUUUGAUAUUGCCGGUAAAGAUAGAGCUAAUCCAACCGCACUCAUUUUGUCUUCAACUAUGCUUUUACGUCAUUUAUCUUUAGACGAUUAUGCCGAUGCAAUAGAACGUGCUGUUUAUGAUGUUAUCUUAGAAGGAUCCGUUAGAACCCCUGAUAUGAAAGGAAACUCUUCUACUACCGCCUUUACAAAUGCUAUUCUUCAUCGAUUAAAUCAAUUUACUUGA
This is a messenger RNA of Pneumocystis carinii B80, 1041 nucleotides long. Its product is annotated as isocitrate dehydrogenase, NAD-dependent. Gene Ontology annotation, molecular function: isocitrate dehydrogenase (NAD+) activity; NAD binding; magnesium ion binding. Gene Ontology annotation, biological process: tricarboxylic acid cycle; isocitrate metabolic process. The record is from RefSeq and is a predicted model, not a curated record. Gene Ontology annotation, cellular component: mitochondrion. Lineage: Eukaryota; Fungi; Ascomycota; Pneumocystomycetes; Pneumocystales; Pneumocystaceae. The coding region runs from base 1 to 1041 and encodes 346 amino acids. The transcript is spliced from 7 exons.